AUGAAACCAUUCUACCUGUUGGCACUGCAGGCACUUUUAGUGGUUGCCAAGGAGGUCGCAUCGCCUCUGACCUCUCUUGAUGUCCACACUCUGGCUGAUAACUCCAAGGAGGGCAAGUUCUCUGCCCAGUGGAUCUGGGACUUGGACUUUGAGCUCAAUCCUACUGCUGACGAUAUCCAGUCUGGCGACUACUUCACUUUUACUGUUGACAACCGGGCUAGUGUUCCGUCCCAUGACUUCACAGUCAAGGACCAGAACGGAAACGACAUCAUGCAAAUCAAGAAUUCUGGAAACACUUUUACUGCCACCUACACUGACUCAGUUCAGGGAAAGACUGACCUUUCUGGAGACAUUUCUUUCGAGGCUCCGUUCGACAAGUCCAAGCUUGGCGAGACGGCUGAGACCAUCAUUGUUACUGUCGAGUCUGGCUCGCAGACUCUCUCUGAUACUAUUACCAUCGAUCCCAGCAUAGAGGUUUCCGAGGCCCAUGUAUUUGGACAGCGAAAGGACGACAUGUUUGCAUGGACUGUCAGAUUUCCCCAGACCCCUUGGGACCGAAUUCAGUUCACAGUUACAAUUCCUGAUGGAAACUCCGCCUUCAAGAGCGUCAAGGAUAUCAAGGAUAACAUGGUGCUGGAGCUGCUUCACGACGUUGAUGAGUUUGGAAAUCCUUCUGGUGUGACCCCCAUCAACCCCUAUGAAAACAGUGACUACACCUCUGUUACCAAGGCGGAUCCUACUUCAUUCACUGGUCGACUUUUCAACCUCCCCAAAAACCAUCCACAGGGCGAGUACAACGUAGACAUGUCCUUUGUUUCUCAUAUCGAGAAAAUUGCUGAGGUUUACCAUCUGGAAGUUGAAUGGACACUGUGGUACCAUGCUAACCCCAACGAAGAUACUCGAUGGACAACCCCCGGGGACAGAACCGGUACUGCUGCCGGAGCUGCCGCCUACAUUUGUGACGCCUGCCCACCCGAGGGCGGAGGAUCUGCUUCUGUAACCGAGUCGAUUCCCUCUUCUACUGAACCCAUCACUACCCCCGAGGAGCAGAUCACUCCUUCUUCUACAGAGCCUUCGACCACUGAAGAUCCAACAACAACUCCUGAGUCGUCCACGAUUCCCUCUACCUCUGAGGAGCCCACCAGCACCCCUGAGUCCACCAUUGAGCCUUCUUCCACUCCUGAGACUACAGAGCCUUCCUCAACUGAGUCCUCUUCUACUCCUGUGACUACAGAGCCUUCCUCUACUGAGCCUUCCUCUACUGAGCCCUCUUCCACUCCUGAGUCAACUACAGCUCCUUCAACCACCGACGAUGUCACCACCACUGACGAUGUCACCACCAAACCUGAGUCCACCACUGAGAAACCAACUACUGAUCUCUCUUCUUCUCCUGUGACUACAGAGCCUUCCUCUACUGAGUCCUCUCCCAUUCCUGAGACAACAGAGCCUUCCACCACCCUCGAUGUCACCACCACAAAUGAGUCCACCACCCCUAAGUCUACCACUGAGAAACCAACUACUGAUCCCUCUUCUUCUCCUGAGACGACAGAGCCUUCCUCUACUGAGCCCUCUUCCACUCCUGAGACUACAGAGCCAUCCUCCACUGAGCCCUCUUCUCCUGAGACAACAGAGCCUUCCUCUACUGAGCCCUCUUCUACUCCCGAGCCCACCACUGAGCAGCUGACAACUGAGCCCUCAACCACCGAGACAACCACAACUCCUGAGAAACAAACCACUCCACCCUCUUCUACCCCUCAGACAACAGACCCUUGUGCGACCACCUCGGUUAUUACCUCCACUCCUCCCGUUGGACCUCCCAUCACCACUACUGUCACCACAAAUACUUGUUCUUCGUCUGUCCCUGAGACUUCGAUCCCAAUCACUUCAGAGACUUUCACGACAGAGACUCCUUCGACCUCUGAGCCCAUCACCACUGAUACAGUCACUUCUACUGACCCCUGCGAGUCUGUCACUACAAUUGUGAGCACACCUCCCUCAGGAGAGCCUUCCACUUACACCAUCACCACUGACAUUUGCACUUCCAAGCCUGUGACUCCCAUGACCUCUGUGCCGCAGACUGAGCUCCCCCAGACUUCCGAUCCCAUUUCGGAGCCUUCCACGCUCAGCACAACUCCUGGACCUAGUUCCACUGUGUGUGUGACCACUUUGACCACCACUGAUCCUGAUGGAAACCCUUCUACCACCACAGUGACCACAGAUUACUGUCCUCAUGGCCCUACAACUUACACUACAACUGUGACUGUAUGUGAGGAAGAAUGCACCACUAUCCCUAUCACUCUCACCACCCACGUGCCUCCCAAUCCCUCGUCCACCACAGUCAUCACCACCAUCUCUUCCAAGACCAUCACUCUGACUGUUCCUUGUGACCCUGAAGAGACCCCUCAGCCUCAGAAGUCUACACCUACACCUGAGAUCCCUCAGAUAACUACUCCUACAUCCGAGAUCCCUGAGAAGUCCAGUCCUGUACCCGAGGUUCCUGGCAAGCCUACACUGACCAGACCUCUCUUCCCUGUCUACCCUAUCAUCACCAUUCCCGUGAUCAAGACCGAGACCGUUACUAUUUGCGAGGAGGAAGUGUGUAAGACUGUGGUGACUACCACUACCGUUUGUGAAGACUGCACUACUCCUGAGGUUCCUGGGCCCAAACCCACUCCUGAGGUUCCUGAGCCCAAGCCCACUCCUGAGGUUCCUGGGCCCAAGCCCACUCCUGAAGUUCCUGAGCCCAAACCCAUUCCUGAGGUUCCUGUGAUCCCUGCCGAGCCUGUCGAACCCACUCCUGAGCAGCCCAAGCCUACCCCUGAGGUUCCAGCGAUCCCUGUGCAGCCCACUCCUGAGCAACCAGAGGUUCCUGUUGCUACCGAGGAUCCCGAGGAGCCCAAGGAGCCCCAGACCCCUAAUGAACCUGUUCCUGAGGUCCCUGUGGAGAACAUUCCUGAGGUUCCCUCUAGACCUGAGGUUCCUGAGUUUCCUUCAGAGCCUGUCAAACCUAUUGAAUCUGUUGUGCCCACCCCUGAGGUUCCCCAGCAGCCUGUUGAGUCUGCUCCUCAACAUACACCCGAGCAGGCCAACUCUGCUUCUUCAACCAGGUUCUCCAUUGCCCUUUUCAUGGUCCCCUUUGUCGCUCUCGUUGUCUAG
Messenger RNA from Yarrowia lipolytica CLIB122, 3156 nucleotides. RefSeq lists its product as uncharacterized. Gene Ontology annotation, biological process: cell adhesion. Lineage: Eukaryota; Fungi; Ascomycota; Dipodascomycetes; Dipodascales. The record is from RefSeq and is a predicted model, not a curated record.